AUGAAAUCAGGUUUUGUUUAAUAAAUUUAUAGGAAGAUAAUUAAACAAAUACUUAAAUGCAUGAAUCUAAUAGAGUAAAAUAAAUAAAAAUUAAGAUAAUAUUGGACAAGUAUUUUUAAUAAGAAAAUUUUAAUUGAAUUAACAGUCAUUUCAUCACAACCUUAAAUAUUAAUAGAGAUUAUCAAAUAUGUUAUUUUAUUGAUGAAUCCUAUUGAUAAAUUGAGCGAGGAUAAUUAUUUUUAAUGA
Paramecium primaurelia is the source of this 246-nucleotide messenger RNA. The record is from the annotation of a GenBank genome assembly. NCBI's taxonomy places the organism in Eukaryota, Ciliophora, Oligohymenophorea, Peniculida, Parameciidae.